This is a messenger RNA of Anoplopoma fimbria (sablefish), 3846 nucleotides long. RefSeq names its product BLOC-1 related complex subunit 6 (gene borcs6). Gene Ontology annotation, cellular component: BORC complex. Bases 91 to 1458 code for a protein of 455 amino acids. The transcript is spliced from 7 exons. NCBI's taxonomy places the organism in Eukaryota, Metazoa, Chordata, Actinopteri, Perciformes, Anoplopomatidae. Gene Ontology annotation, biological process: lysosome localization. The record is from RefSeq and is a predicted model, not a curated record.
GGGAGGGAUUGGAACAUAUGAUGUGCAUCAUGUUGAUCUGUGAUUGCAUUCUCAGACCAAUGUUGACGACUUCAUGAUUCAGGUGGAGGGAUGAGUCUCUCCCCUGUGAUUGGCACAGAAGUGCCAGAAACAGCUAACGGGGAUGUGACACCCAUCUCUUCAGAGAACGGCCCUCACGUGCCGGUCCCGGUGAAAUGUGGGGGGAGCAGAGUGCCCUGUCCUGGGGAGGCAUCAGAGGAUGGAGCCCUUGGACACACAGAGAACCACGUAGAUGCGGAAAACAGAAUUUGCGAUGGGGAAGGCCACUUGUUCACAGAGACGUACAAUAAUGGGAGUACAUCUACUAGUUUAUCGCUGCACACCUCUCAUGUGACAGACGCAUCACUCCCUGCUGCCUCCUGCACAGCAGACUCAGAAGACUGGGAAUCAGGCUCCAAAGACACAGACAUUCAUGAGGCCUCUAACAAUGUUGAGCCUCCUGAUGCAGCUCUGUUGUGGGACCCAGCACAGCAAGCACACUCCAAAGAGCCAUCUCAGCGAGGAGGCCCUACCGCUACAGGCAGACAGCAGACGGAGACAGAGACUUUAGAUGGAGACACUGACAGUCGAGACGAGGAGGAAGAUGGAGAGAAGGAGAAACAGGAUGAGGAGGACGAUGAGAAAAAUGAAAAGAAGUGGAUUAAUCAGCGUGCAGUAGGGAGAAAAGAGGUGGAGUCUUCACGUCACUACUCCUCCUCGGCCCCUGGUCCCAGCACCUCGUCCUCUUCCUCUACUCCACCUCCUCUUCUUCCCUCAGACGAUAUCCCCUGCCCUCCCCACGUCAUGGCCCAGGUUUGGGUACGCAACGUCAGGGGGAUGCAGGACAGCAAGAGCCUGGAUGAAAUCAGCCAAUCUUGUGGAGGUGGUUCAGGGGCCCGGGUAGGGGGCAGAGGUGGCCAGUCAGAGGGGCGGAGGGCCACAAUCUCCUCAGCUCUGGAGCUAGAAGGGACAGUCAGCCAUGAGGGUGACCUGACUCAUUUUAUCACCAAGAACCUGGAGCAGAAAAUAAAACUGAGCUCCAAGCCCAGUCUGGACUGCAGUGACUCGGACUGUUCAGGUCCCAUCUACCGCAGCCGGGGGUUGUCACGGAGACCAGCAGACAUCCCGCCUAUUGAUCCAGCUGUCCUAGUGGAUCUUCAGAGACACACUCAGGAAGUGGCGCACAGUGUGGAGAUGAUGAUGCGAAGCCUCAAUGGAACUAUCCAGAAUAUGACAGCUCUGAGUGUGGGCUACAUCCAGACCUACAGAGACUCAGUUGACAGCUUGGGGGAGUCUGUGGACAUGAGUAUAAAGGGCAUGUACACACUGAUGGCUCGCUGCGAGGAGUUGGAUCGUUCCAUGCAGCCCAUACACACCCUGGCAGCCCAGAUCCGUGACAUCAAACGCACCCUAGACGCUCUGGAGGCGAUCUGCAAGUAACCCCAUCUGUCCGAUUUGAAUACACGCCCCCAGCUGCAGAGAUCCAACAUGAAGCACAUCCUGACUAGGCUGCCUGCAAGUAAAACCACCUUUCUGCAGGUAGCACACACACACUGCAGCGAAGAUUGCACCUCCUGAUUCCUGGAACCAUUGCUACUAGGCAUGCUGGAUGAUUGGCUCUCAUAGUCCCGCCGCUUGUUCAUCAUUUGAAGAUGACCAUGUUUGUUCAGUGAGAUUCCAACUGAAUAGCGAUUGAUUUGCCCUCGGGGUUGAGAAAUCUCUUAUUUUCUUUUUUAAAGCCACCCUCACUUCCUCUUACAAAGUUGUCGUUAAACAAAAUCUCACAAAGAAACCCGUUUUGGAGCCACCUGGUCAAGUGCCCUGAAUACACACACACACACACACACACACACACACACACACACACACACACACACACACACAGACGCACACACACAGACACACACACGUGCCACACAAACACACAUACAAACAGAUCCUUGAAGAUGUGUUUACAGUCUGAGGAGGAAUAUUGUCAUUAUCCGUCCAGCCCGCUUUGUUCAGAUUGCACUAACCUUUCCUCCCCACAUGGGGGCGAUGUUUCUCUCUCUUGUCUCUCUCUUCGCUUAUGAAGAGGCCAGUAUGAACUGCACAGAAGACAGUGACUUUUGCACAGGAACAGAAAGUCUAUUUUUUAAUCUUAUGCAACAAAGAUCAGAUUCUUUUCACUGCAGGCUUAGUAAGGGGAGGGGAGCAGAAAUGUCUGUCUGUCUUAUUUUAAUGUUUAUUUAUUUCGUCAUGCUUGCUUUUUCAACUACACUGCAUCUACACUGCUACUCUGUGUCACUGGGAACUGACCAGUACAGCCAGAAUCUUUCCCACUGAACUGUCCCUCUGAAGCAUUUGGAGUUUAAGCUCAAAUGCUGCUUGAGGGAAGUAGUUGAAGGUAAUGAAAGUGUUUCACUUUUUCUACUCAGAUUCUGCCAUGUUAUCUAUCAAUUAAAUACUUGCAAACUUUAUAAAUCACAGGUCUGCUUUUGUAAUUUAAAGCUGUCCCCAGCCAGGUGUCUUACAACUUCACUUUCCUCCUCCUGUUGUGCAAUCCAAGAAGUUUUCGACCACAUAACUGGAAAAAUGUCUUAUUGCAUAUCACAACAUUCUCAAUGGCAUUAAAUAUUUGAAAGGCUUGGUACUUAUUUGACUUUCAAAUGUCAUCAAAGUAGAAACAUUUGAUAAAUAUAGCCAACCUGAAGACUUUCAUGAAAUCUGAACUUGGAAAAUGGAAUUUAGAUUCCAGGCAAUGGCACUUUGUUUGCCAACAAACUGCUUAGAGUGUCAUUAUUCUGUAAGUGAAAUGGAAACCAGCAAUGGUUUGCUUCUGCUUGUACUGAACAGUCACAAAGAAGCAACAGCUGCGCUUCAGUGUAGCAUGUCCUCGCUUUUGUUUUCUUCAACAUUGAUGGGAUUGUUUCAACAAAGGAAGACUCAACAUCGCUGGAGUCGGGAUUCAUUCCUUCGCAUGUGAACUAACUUGGACUUGAGUCACAUUUAAUUGAAGUGAGUAUUUAUUCAUUUACUCAAAGAUAAAAGCCUCUGAAAGACGGCAGUGUUGCUUGGCUGUUACGUUACCGACCUAAAGCCAUUUGCUCUCAUGGAGCUUUAUACUUGAUUUAAUGAAGAGACUGUGGUGCGUCUGUCAUUGCACUGGUGGGUGGCCUUGCAGUAGAUCAUUGUACUAUUACUUUUACAUACACCUAUUACUGAUGGCAGCAAACAUGUCAUAUGGUGGAUUUUGGGAUAUUCAUCUACAAACUUUUAUCAAAGCAAUACUGGAAGCAAAGUAGGUACACAUUUUAGCCUUGGUUCUGCAUUGUAAGCUGUUAAUGUGUUUUCACCUCUGUGGGAAAGAUGUUGUAAGCUUGGAUUGCAUUUUGUGUAAAACCUGCUCCUCGUCUCACUGUCGCUUUCCUCAACCUUGUUGGCAAAGGUUUGUUUAAUUGUCGGGGGAAAACAUCAAAGAAGAAGGGCUGCAUCUUUAAAAAGCUUACAUUAAAGAAUGGAAUGAUCCUGCUUCCCUUGAUUAUACUGGAAUUUAAUCCAACAUGUCUGUGGUUGUAAAGAUGUUAAUGCAGAUGAAAGUAAAUGUCCAGAGAGUGGACGUUUGGGAGUCUUAGUAGAUUUCUAAGGUAAGAAAUGAUCCUUGAGAUGGGAGAUAGGAGAGAAAAUGUCCUUGUUCAUAGUGUAAAUGUAUGAUUAAUUCAUUUUCUGUUGUACAAUCAGAUGAUGCACCUGUGUAAAUAUGAUCUCUUUCUGUAACUAAAAAACAAUUUAGAUACCCUUGGUCUUGAGUGUAUAUUUUAAUGAAAAAUAACAAAUAAAUUUACAUGA